Mesocestoides corti is the source of this 798-nucleotide messenger RNA. The record is from the annotation of a GenBank genome assembly. NCBI's taxonomy places the organism in Eukaryota, Metazoa, Platyhelminthes, Cestoda, Cyclophyllidea, Mesocestoididae.
CACGUACAAAGCAUAGGAGCCUCUCCUAGUAGCACGAAUGCUUGGCAUUCCUCCAUUGUCGUAUGUUCAUGCCACAUGUCCCUCACAAAUGAAAGUCAGGACUUGCAGAUUUACCUACCUACCCACCUUGGUCGCAUUCCUCGUAAAUCUGUUUUUGUGUGUGAACUGUUGCAGAACAAGUGCACUUCUUACUACCCUCCGGGAAACGAGAUCUACCGCUCCCAGAAUAUAUCCGUUUUCGAGGUGGACGGUUACUCCUCGAAGCUGUACUGUCAACAGCUCUGCCUCUUGGCCAAGCUCUUUUUGGACCAUAAGACGCUCUACUACGACGUGGAGCCCUUUCUCUUCUACGUGGUCACUGUGCACGACCAGUCGGGGUACCACGUUGUGGGCUACUUUUCGAAGGAGAAAAGGUCAGCACAGAAGUACAACUUGAGCUGCAUAAUGGUGCUACCGCCCUACCAAAAACAGGCCUUUGGCCGCUUCCUCAUCGACUUCAGCUACCUGCUGUCGCGCAUUGAGGGAAUGCCGGGUUCUCCGGAGAAGCCGCUCUCGGAGCUCGGUCGGCUUUCCUACGAGUCGUAUUGGCGCUCGAAGGUGUUGCCAUUCAUCAUCGGCGACGACACCUCCCAGCCAACUCGCUCUGAAGUAACCAUUCAGGAGAUCAGCGAGUCCACCGGUAUGGACGUCCACGAUGUCGUCGCAACUCUUCAGCAGCUGUCCACUGGUGUCAGGCUGCAUCCCGAAGAUGGCAGGUUAGUACGUGGUGAUUUGUCUGAUCUGGUUGUCUUAUGUUAG